UCAUGACUUGGGCAGCAGCUUCUGAUCCGCAGCGGUAUGGACAAAAGGGCCGGGAGCCAAUAGACAGGUGGGGAGGAGAUUUCAAACAAUUGCCUCGCGUGUCAGGCGAGAUCGGAGGCGGGAGGGAAAGGAGGAGCGACAGAGGAGAAGAAGUGGCUCCAGAGGAGGGGGCGAGCAGGUGCGUGUAAAGGAGCGGAAGCCUUUCCAAGCCGCCGACCCCGCGCGAGUAGGAGCCUGGAGUCUGCCUGGCCGCUGAGAGGAGAUCUCGCCCUUGAGACGGCGUGCCGAAGGGGCUCGCCGCUUUCCCCAAAGGCUUCUGGGGAGCGGGGGCCAUGAUGCAGAAGGCCAUGGAGAAAUCUCAAAGCUUCCGCAUAGACGCCCUCCUGGCUGAGGAGCCCCCGCGACCCGCGCAGAGCGCUUCCCCCGAAAGCUCGACGGGGAGCCCGGGCUCCUGCGUACGGAACGAGACGCCCUCGCCAUGCGCGCCCUCCAUGGUGGCUCCGUUGCCUCCCGCCGCCUUCAUCCCCAAGCCCGGCUUGUUGAACUUUCCCCCUCCGGGACUGGGCGGCCUGCCCGCCAUGUACCCGCCCCCUCUCUACCCGAUCUCUGCUCUGGCCGGCCAGCACCCUGCUUUCGCUUACAGCGCCGCCUUCCCCCACCUGCCUCAGCCGGGUCCGGAGCACUUCAAGGCGUCCGCCGUCGCCGGGGCUGUCCCGCUGGAGCACUGGAUUCGCGCGGGGAUCAUGGCCCCCCGUUUUCCCGACUUCCACGUUGCCCCACAGUCUGGCCUGAUGGGCAAGUGCCGCCGACCCCGAACAGCAUUUACCAGCCAGCAACUCCUUGAACUUGAGAACCAGUUCAAGAUCAACAAAUACUUAUCAAGGCCCAAGCGCUUUGAGGUGGCCACGUCUCUGAUGCUAACUGAAACGCAGGUGAAAAUCUGGUUUCAGAACCGCAGGAUGAAGUGGAAACGCAGCCGGAAGGCCAAAGAGCAGGUGUCACAAGCUGAGGCUGAGAAACAGAGGGGCGUGAGCAAGGCCUCCGAGAAACUGCUGUCCGGAGAAGGGCGAGGGCAGGAGGAGGAAGAGGAGAGCGGUGGCGAUGAAUGCAGUAGCCACAGUGCUGGCACACAGUUCCUGCGCCACAGUGCUGACACCUUCAGCUACAGCCCAGAUUCCUCAUGCUCAGAGGAGGAAGAGGAGGUUCGAAGUCACAGGGAGAUGAACUUGUUGCUAUGA
Molecule: messenger RNA, 1238 nt
Organism: Lacerta agilis (Sand lizard)
Lineage: Eukaryota; Metazoa; Chordata; Lepidosauria; Squamata; Lacertidae
Product: motor neuron and pancreas homeobox protein 1-like
Exons: 3
Coding region: 333-1238 (301 amino acids)
Biological process (GO): endocrine pancreas development; spinal cord motor neuron cell fate specification; neuron projection morphogenesis
Cellular component (GO): nucleus
Molecular function (GO): sequence-specific double-stranded DNA binding; DNA-binding transcription factor activity, RNA polymerase II-specific
Source: RefSeq, a predicted model, not a curated record